GCGAAGAAUGGGGCAAACAUUAAAUUUUCUUUUACUGCAAAUGAUACAGUAGUGCAAUACUGGCUUUGUCUUCUCUCUCCCUUUUCAUUAUUCUUUGAAACCUCAUGCCCCAUUAUGUUGGGUGAUGCUUCCUCAUAUCUGUAAUCAUAUGAACAGUGUAGAAUGAUGUAGCUGAGGUUUCAUCGAUUUGAAAGAAGAUCCGAGAUGGGUUUCGUAAGCACUAUAAUGGGGUUUUUUGGGUUUGGAAUAGGGAUCUCAGUUGGGCUUGUGAUUGGCUACUUCAUGUUCAUCUAUUUCCAAUCAACUGAUGUUAAGGACCCUGAUAUUCGUCCUCUGGCUGAGAAAGAUUCAAAGAGUCUUCAAAAGAUGCUUCCAGAGAUACCAUUUUGGGUGAAGAAUCCUGAUUUUGAUCGGCUCGAUUGGCUUAAUAAGUUUGUUGGGACAAUGUGGCCAUAUUUGGACAAGGCAAUUUGCAAACAAGUAAAGCAGAUAGCGAAGCCUAUAAUAGCUGAGCAAAUCCCUAAGUACAAAAUUGAGUCUGUUGAAUUUGAAACACUUACUCUCGGCUGCCUUCCUCCUACUUUUCAAGGAAUGAAAGUUUAUUCUACUGAGGAGAAGGAACUAAUAAUGGAAGUAGCCUUGAAGUGGGCAGGUAAUCCGAACAUCCUUGUUGCAAUCAAGGCAUUUGGGCUCAAAGCCACUGCUCAGGUCCUUGACCUACAAGUGUUUGCAUGUCCGCGUAUUACACUGAAGCCAUUGGUCCCAACUUUUCCAUGUUUUGCCAAAAUACUUGUUUCUCUCAUGGACAAGCCACAUGUUGAUUUUGGAUUAAAAUUACUAGGAGCUGAUACAAUGUCUAUUCCUGGCCUUUACAGAAUUGUUCAGGAAAUUAUUAAAGAUCAGGUUGCAAAUAUGUAUCUGUGGCCGAAAACUCUAGAGGUCCAGAUAAUGGAUCCUGCCAAGGCAACACAGAGGCCAGUCGGAAUCCUUCACGUGAAGGUUGUGAGGGCGAUGAACCUGAAGAAGAAGGAUCUUUUGGGGGCUUCAGAUCCUUAUGUGAAACUCAAACUUGCUGAGGAUAAACUCCCUUCAAAGAAAACAAGAGUAAAGCAAAAAAACUUGAAUCCUGAGUGGAAUGAAGAAUUCAAUUUUGUCAUCAAGGACCCACAAUCCCAAUCUUUAGAUAUUGCUGUCUAUGACUGGGAGCAGGUAGGGAAACAUGAAAAGAUGGGAAUAAAUAUUGUCCCUUUGAAAGAUCUUACACCCGAAGAGACUAAAGUGUUGACACUUAAUCUUCUGAAAACCCUUAACCCAGAUGACCCUCAAAAUGAGAAGUCGCGGGGUCAGAUUGUUCUAGAAGUUAUGUACAAGCCUUUUGCAGAUGAUGAAAUGGCUAGUAGUACCAUUGAAGAGACAGGUGAAGUACAAAAGGCUCCAGAAGGAACUCCUGCUGCUGGUGGAUUGUUAGUAGUCAUUGUCCAUGAAGCUGAGGAACUUGAAGGGAAGCACCACACAAAUCCCUACGUUCGUUUCCACUUCAAAGGAGAAGAGAGAAAAACCAAGGCUGUUAAGAAAAACAGAGAUCCGAGAUGGAAUGAGGAGUUUCAGUUCAUGUUGGAGGAGCCACCUACAAAUGACAGGAUUCGUGUUGAGGUUUUUAGCAUCUCAUCCAGGAUAGGUCUCUUACAUCCCAAGGAGAGUCUGGGAUAUGUGGAUAUCUCCCUUGCUGAUGUAGUGACCAACAAGAGAAUUAAUGAGCGCUAUCACCUUAUUGACUCCAAGAAUGGUAAGAUCCAGAUCGAGCUACAAUGGAGAACUGCUUCUUGAACAAAGCACUCCAACAUUGCGCUGUAAAAAUUUCUCUAGAAGUCCAUAGUCACGUUUUUAAAGUUUUUUGUUGUUCUGCUUUUAUUAAGGCUUCUUUAAGUUUUUUUUAAGUCAAUGUUUCUCCUUGUCCAUAUAGGAAAGAAGGAAUUGUAUUAUUUGUCUUAGAACACAAAACUAUUACAAUUUCAUUGUUUGUCUCCCAAUACACAGAUCUAUUCUGAAACAUGGUGUAUAAUCUUUGGAUAAAUCAAUCCUAUGGUCCCCUCUUUAUUUUU
Messenger RNA from Cuscuta epithymum, 2102 nucleotides. The record is from the annotation of a GenBank genome assembly. Lineage: Eukaryota; Viridiplantae; Streptophyta; Magnoliopsida; Solanales; Convolvulaceae.